GCCGGGCUGGCGCAUGCGCCGUGCAGCUCGCUCACCGCGUAGGUCGCCUUUGAGGGGACUGUCGCAGAGGCUUGUCAUUCUGACCCCAGGAUCCCUCAGAACGUCGGAAAUGUCUAAUGCAAAAGAAAGAAAAUAUGCUAAGAAAAUGAGAAACCAGCCCACUAAUGUGACUUUAUCCUCUGGCUUUGUGGCUGAUAGAGGUGUAAAGCUCCAUAAUGGAGGAGGGAAACCUUUCCAAGCUCAACAGCAAGAGCUUCAUUCUGGAACUUCACAACAGCGGCAAACCAAGAUGACCCCUCAUUCACUGCCUGAGCCUAGUGUGAAUGAGCAGUUUUCCUCCAAAAUCAUGUUUAAAAAAAAGGGAGGCUGGAAAGCAGGUCCUGAUGGCACUUCCCAAGAGAUCCCCAAGUAUAUAACCGCUUCUACCUUUGCUCAAGCACGAGCUGCUGAAAUCAGUGCCAUGUUAAAAGCUGUGACCCAGAAGUCUUCUAAUUCGCUGGUUUUCCAGACUCUGCCACGACACAUGAGACGAAGAGCCAUGAGCCACAACGUCAAACGCCUCCCUAGACGGUUACAGGAGAUGGCCCAGAAAGAGGCAGAGAAAGCUGUACAUCAGAAAAAAGAACAUUCCAAAAAUAAAUGCCAUAAGGCUCGAAGAUGUCAUAUAAACCGAAUACAAGAAUUUAACCGUAGACAAAAGAAGAACAUAUGGUUGGAAACUCACAUCUGGCAUGCCAAACGCUUUCACAUGGUCAAGAAGUGGGGCUAUUGCCUUGGAGAGAGGCCGACAGUCAAGAGCCACAGAGCCUGCUAUCGAGCCAUGACAAACCUUUGUCUCCUCCAGGAUUUAUCCUACUAUUGUUGUUUGGAGCUGAAGGGCAAAGAGGAAGAAAUACUAAAGGCAGUUUCUCAAAUGUGUAACUUAGACACAGGAUUGACCUUUGCAGCAGUUCACUGCUUGUCUGGAAAGCGCCAAGGGAGCCUCAUGCUUUAUCGAGCAAAUAAGUAUCCCAGAGAAAUGCUUGGACCUGUUACAUUUAUUUGGAAGUCUGAGAGGACCCCUGGAGACAGUUCUGAAAGCAGGCAGUUGUGGAUCUGGCUUCAUCCAACUCUUAAGCAGGAUAUCUUAGAGGAAAUAAAAACAGUAUGCCAGUGCAUGGAACCCAUCAAAUCAAAUAUUUGUACUCCUAACCCACUUCUGAAACCAUCUCAAGAAGAAAGUCAAAUUGAACUGGCUGAUGAGAAAAUUGGCAAGAAGAGAAAAAGGAAAGAUGAUAGAGAAAAUGCUAAAUCAGUUAAAAAAGUUAUUGGUGAUGGAACUAGGGAUCCAUGUCAGCCAUAUUCUUGGAUCUCUCCAACCACAGGUAUUGUGAUCAGUGAUUUGACCAUGGAGAUGAACAGAUUCCGGCUGAUUGGUCCCCUUUCUCACUGUAUCCUAACUGAGGCCCUGAAAGUUGCUUCUGUGCACACUGGGGAAGCAGACACAGGGGAGACGCCUCACCUUUGGUGGAGUGAUACAUGUAAAAACCCUGAUAAUGUUUCCCUUCAUCACAGACAAGAAGCUGUUUUUGAAUUGUUGGGAGGAAUAACAUCACCGGCAGAAAUUCCAGCAGGUACUAUUCUGGGAUUGACAGUUGGGGAUCCACGAAUAAAUUUGCCUCCAAAGCGAUCCAGAGCUUUGUCCAAUCCAGAAAAAUGCCAAGGUAAAAAUUUUAAUUGUGAGGAAGGGAUCUGCACCCGCAGCUGGUCUUGUGCUCAGUGGAAGCCUCUGUUUGACCAUACAGAUGAUCCAGAUAAUGAGAAAGUUAGACAGCUGCUUCUGGAGGGUGUGCCUGUGGAGUGUACGCAUAGCUUUAUCUGGAACCAAGAUAUCUGUAAGAGUGUCACAGAGAAUAAAAUCUCGGAUCAGGAUUUGAACCGGAUGAGAAGUGAAUUGCUGGUGCCUGGGUCACAGCUUGUUUUAGGUCCCCAUGAAUCCAAGAUACCUAUCCUUUUGAUUCAGCAGCCUGGAAAAGUGACUGGUGAAGAGCGACUGGGCUGGGGAAGUGGCUGGGAUGUCCUACUCCCAAAGGGCUGGGGCAUGGCUUUCUGGAUUCCAUUCAUCUACCGAGGUGCAAGAGUUGGAGGGUUAAAAGAGGCGCUGAUGCAUUCUCAGUAUAAAAGGUUACCUCACAUCCCGGGUGACUUCCCAGACUGUCCUGCUGGGGCUCUGUUUGCUGAAGAGCAAGCCAAGAAUCUUCUGGAAAAGUACAAAAGACGCCCUCCUGCCAAACGACCUAACUAUGUUAAACUUGGCACACUGGCACCUUUCUGCUGUCCCUGGGAGCAGUUAACUCAGGACUGGGAGUCCAGAGUCCAUGCCCAAGAUGUGUCUUCUGUUGCUUCGUCUCCAUGUGGUGAGGAGGGUGACCUAAAAAGACAUUGGAUGCCUCAUGCUCCUGAAAAGUCUCAUCAUUCUGAAGUGGGCACAUCUGCAAAUGACCGUGGGGACCCAGAAGUCAUGGACACAGAGUGUCAGGACCAGGCAGAAACUGGGACAGUAAUAGACCAGGGUGCUGGUGAGAACCAUGUUGCUGCCACCAGUAGUCAACUCUGUGUUCUCAGGAAUAGGAAAUUACUGAAGCAAUUGUCAGCCUGGUGUGGGCCCAGUUCUGCAAACAAUCGGGUGGUCCGGUGGGCUGCCAGCAGAGGCCAGCAAGAAUUGACCACAGAGGCCCGCCUGUCCAUCUUGGACCACUUUCCCAGGGCCCUGGUAUGGGUCAGCCUGUCCCUGCUCAGGAAGGGCAGCCCUGAGCCACUCACCAUGAUCUGUGUCCCAACUGAGGAGGACUUCCUCCAACUCAGCCAGGAUCAGCACUACUGUGGGCCCCAGGAAGCCAGACACAGUGAUCCAUUCAAGAGCAUCAUCCUGAAACAGAAAGAGAAGAAGAAGAUGGACAGGAGGCAGAACCGAGAGUUUGCUGCUUCCGAGGGCCUGGCAGUGGAGACCCCUGCUGCUGGGCAGGGAGCUCUGACUCUGGGGCUGUGGCCAGGUCCCCUCCCAGGUAUGAUCGCCCAUUGUUCCAGAAUCCUCCUAGGCUUUGUCACCCAGGGAGAUUUUUCCAUGGCUGUUGGCUGUGGAGAGGCUCUGGGGUUCGUGAGUCUGACAGGAUUGCUAGACAUGCUGCCCAGGCAGCCGGCAGCUGGAAGGGGCCUGGUGCUGCUGAGGCCUCCCGCCUCCCUGCAGUACCGAUUUGCCAGGAUUGCCAUUGAGGUAUAAGUGCCGGUUCACUGCCUAGCAGAGCAUAGGUGAUUUUAUUUACAAAGUCCCACAGUUGGAAUCUUGCUUUCCUUGUCUUCUGUUUCGAAAUAUCAUGUGAAAUUCCUUGAAAAGAAGAAUUAAGAAUAUAUAUAUUAUGAAAUGAUGAAAUACUUACAUCAUUUCAUCUCUCCCUGCCCUUGCUGUGUAAUUGUCUGGUACGUGUGGCCAAAAGCUUUUUAUUGUGAUUUUUUUGUUUGUGUAAUUCUUGCUGAAAAGCAGGGCACAUUAUUAAAGCUUUACUUUUUAUUGUCCCUUUUUUGUUAGGAGCAAAAAGCUGUGAGGUCCGUUUGAGCUCAUAGUCAUGAUAAGCAGCAGUAGCUGUUUAAUAAAGAGGAAGAGACUAUAAACAUCUGGCUUCUGUUUGUGAGAUAUCGGCCCUGUAUGGGCCGUGCUCAAACCUGUACUGUAAUCAGUAUGCUGAGUACCUUGUGCCAUAAAGAAUGAAAUAACAGACAAUUUAUUGCUGCCUGUAUAUGAUAAAAAUGUUGGGUUGGAAUUUAAAGAGGUCUGUGACUUUAUGAACUUGACUAACAUGUGACCUUGAUCACAUAUUGAACAACAUGUGAUCCUAGGAGUUAAUUUUUUUAAGUAAAAAAUUUUUAUUUUUGUUUCUGUAAAGAAUUUCUCAAAGCCAUAAAGGAGAAUUCUUAGAGCAUGUUCUGAGAGAGAGAGAGAGAGAGAGAGAGAGAUUCCAAAAGUAGAUAACAGUGUAUAGUGUUUUUAAAAAUCUUUUUGAUCCUCGAAUUCCUUUUCUAAGGAGCACUUUGUGGGAUCAGUACCCUUAGGAACACGCUUUGUUCAGCGUGGCUAUAUGGUACAGUAGCUACCUCUGCAAAGUGAUGACUGAAAUGACCAUUUGCUUUCAAAACGCCACCCAUGUAGUCACAUCGUCCACUGCAGGUCUUGAGCAGGGCAUAAUAAAUCUCUUAUCCUGCCCCAUGGCAGGCUCAUGAUUGCUUUUUUCACUUGGAGAAACCUGGUGGCUCAUUAACCUUCAUCUACUUCAGCCCCUUACUUCCUGCCAUCCUUUUUCUAACAGAGCCUGAGUAAUAUGUUUUGAAUUUACACGUGCAUUAGGCAUCAUUUCAUGUAAAUAAAUGCAUUGUGUUUUUGCAGUCUUUGGGGGUGAUGAGUUGGGGACAAACUGGCAAGCCUUCCAGUAGUUGGAAAGCCCUUGAGCCAAUGAAUGGCUGAUGUUUCUCCUCUCACCAAGCUUCUCAGUGUCUUUGUGUCCAACAACAAAUGAGAUCAAGGAAAAUAGUGUAUCUAAGUGCUGUCUGUAAACAGAAUAAAUUAAAAUACCACCUGAUGUUCA
This is a messenger RNA of Ictidomys tridecemlineatus (thirteen-lined ground squirrel), 4616 nucleotides long. It is a transcript of the gene Pop1, whose product is annotated as POP1 ribonuclease P/MRP subunit. Gene Ontology annotation, biological process: tRNA 5'-leader removal. The record is from RefSeq and is a predicted model, not a curated record. Lineage: Eukaryota; Metazoa; Chordata; Mammalia; Rodentia; Sciuridae. Gene Ontology annotation, cellular component: nucleolar ribonuclease P complex; ribonuclease MRP complex.